ACCCUGGACAGCAAGGACUGUGUGUCCCCCAAUGAGUACACGGCCGCCUGUUCCCGGCUGCUGGUGCAGUUCAAGGCCGCCCUGAAGCAGGUGCAGGGCUCCGAGAUCAGCUCCAUCGACGACUUCUGCCGCAAGUUCCGGCUGGACUGUCCCCUGGCCAUGGAGAGGAUCAAGGAGGACAGACCCAUCACCAUCAAGGACGACAAGGGAAACCUCAACCGCUGCAUCGCCGACAUCGUCUCCGUACGGAGCCAGGGGGAGCCGGGGGGUGGGAAUGGAGGGGGAUGAUCCCGGGGAUCCCAU
Messenger RNA from Neopelma chrysocephalum (saffron-crested tyrant-manakin), 303 nucleotides. Its product is annotated as vacuolar protein sorting-associated protein 28 homolog. Gene Ontology annotation, biological process: protein transport to vacuole involved in ubiquitin-dependent protein catabolic process via the multivesicular body sorting pathway. The record is from RefSeq and is a predicted model, not a curated record. The annotation marks the transcript as partial. Gene Ontology annotation, molecular function: protein-containing complex binding. Gene Ontology annotation, cellular component: ESCRT I complex. Lineage: Eukaryota; Metazoa; Chordata; Aves; Passeriformes; Pipridae. The transcript has 3 exons.